Molecule: messenger RNA, 2107 nt
Organism: Liolophura sinensis
Lineage: Eukaryota; Metazoa; Mollusca; Polyplacophora; Chitonida; Chitonidae
Product: cell cycle checkpoint control protein RAD9A-like
Exons: 13
Coding region: 100-1485 (461 amino acids)
Biological process (GO): DNA replication checkpoint signaling; mitotic intra-S DNA damage checkpoint signaling; cellular response to ionizing radiation
Cellular component (GO): checkpoint clamp complex
Source: RefSeq, a predicted model, not a curated record
CAAAUACAGAGCGGCAAAAUGGAAACGACUAUGUGACAAGGGGAUGUUUAGCGAUGAAUUAUACACAGUGUCGAUAUGUGAAAAGUAUGAUCAGCAAAAAUGAAGUGUAUUAUUCCUGGGAUCCACGUAAAAGUGUUUGGUCGGGCAAUUCAUUCCCUGUCAAAAAUUGGAGAGGAAUUGUAUGUGGAACCACUUGAACAUGGGCUGACUCUGAGAACUGUUAACUCCUCAAGAUCUGCGUAUGCCUGCUUCGUUUUCGCUCCAGACUUCUUCCAGCAUUAUGAUGAAGGAUCGGGGCAGAUUAACUCUUCAGAUUCAGAAGACACCAUCAAGUGUAAAAUUACAAUUAAGUCCUGCAUGACAGUGUUCAAGUCUCUGUCCACAAUUGAGAAGACCGUGGAAAGAUGCAAGAUUACCAUGGACAUGAAGGAUUGUAAACUAACCUUCCAGCUACACUGUAAACAUGGUAUAGUGAAGACUCAUAACCUGGCAUUUAUAGAGUGUGAGACGCUUCAGGCUGUGUUUUCUAAGGACACAAGCCCUAAUGUGCUGAAAGCACAUGCCAGAUUAAUGGCAGAUGUGGUGGGAAAUUUCCAGACCAGCCAAGAGGAGGUAACUCUGAUUGUCAACUCGGAGAGGAUCUCUUUCAAGAACUAUGUGGAGGAUGAGCCAGAUCCAAUGAAAGUGAUGCAUACAGUGUUGAAUCUUGACCCCACUGAGUUUGACCUCUGUCAGAUUGGCACAGACACUGAGGUCACUUUCUGUCUAAAAGAGUUCAGGGCAAUUCUUGCUUUCGCUGAAGCCAACAACUUGCCUAUGUCUGUCAACUUUGAUACAGCUGGGAAGCCGAUAGUGUUCACCAUCCCUGGUGAUAAAGCCUAUGAAGCCAACUUUGUCCUGGCAACAUUGGCAGACUUACAGUCGGACUCACAGCAGCGCUCUGUGUCGCAGACCAAGAAACUUUCUAAGUCCAGAUCUGGUAGUGGAGACACAAUCACAGAAGAGCCAAGCCGAUUAGGUAAAAAGUCCUCAAAUCAGAGCUGCCCUCCCAUACCAGAGGAGGAGAAUGGAAGUGGAGACAGAAAAUCCCGGGUGCCACCUUCAGAAAGGUUUGAAGCAGCCUAUCAGGAGAUGAUGGAAGACGACAUGGAUUUGGAACUGACAGCUGCUGUGGAUGUUACCAUGGAUACACACAAUGCCACGCACUGCCGGCCCUCCCAGAUCUACCACAGAGGGGCAGUUAAGCCCCCAGCGGACUUUAUGUCUCAGUCUGUGGAAAGUGAAGUGAAGAAACGUGGCCUGGAUCAGACUUGUGAGGAUGUCGAAGAGGAUGAGGACCUCGAAGAUACAGUGCCAGGCACUCCUCCCAGUAAAAAGUUCAAGUCGCUGUUUUUUGGAAUGUCUCAGUCAUCAACUCAGUCCAGCAUAUCCCACAAACCAGCUUCUGUCUCCGUAUUGGCUGAAGACACUGAUGAAGACGACUGAUCAACCAAUCAAAUGCCAGUAAACCUGACCAGUGGAGAAGAUCAACUAAAAACCGAUGUUGAAAACUUGUUAGCCAGUCAGACAUGAGCAUUGGAGAAGUUUUUCAUCAAGUCCUGUAACCCAAAAGCCGUUAAAGAAUUAACAACCUGCCAGUGUUGGUAUCGAGAAAUAAGGACUCCCUUGUAUUAAGUGACGGGUCUUAUCCGCAAGAUACGUGCGCUCCUAUGUGAAUCAUCAGACACUCGAGUUUUUAGUAAAGUUUUCAGGGCCAUUUGCGUUACGUGACGUAUGUUGGCGAUCAUCAGCCUUUGCCCUAUAUGGCAUCCACAGUUCGCUUGGUUUGUAGUCAUGAAACUGAGCAUAGUUGUUGAAGUGAAACAUCCUUGACUAAAACAAUCGGUCACUUCGUCACGUCUUCAACAUUUGGUUGUCACACUGCAUGGAAGUACGUGCUCGCAGUGCUGUCAAAAUUACUUGGUAAAAAUGACGUUUCCUUCUUCCAUUACAGAACAGAUUAAUCUCUCCAUGUUGUUUAUGUAUUAACAUAUUGCGAUCUCCUUUGAUUUUUUAUACCUCUUGCCUAAGAACAGACCCAAACCUAUUUGUACAUAGUGGGGAAUUU